This is a messenger RNA of Aspergillus ibericus CBS 121593, 1103 nucleotides long. RefSeq lists its product as uncharacterized. Bases 216 to 983 code for a protein of 255 amino acids. NCBI's taxonomy places the organism in Eukaryota, Fungi, Ascomycota, Eurotiomycetes, Eurotiales, Aspergillaceae. The transcript has 2 exons. The record is from RefSeq and is a predicted model, not a curated record.
CAUGCGGAUCCUCGUGAGCUUGCUCGCACCGUUCUUGGACCUUGCAUUUCCGAAUGCUAAUCCCCGAAUUUUCUCGGACUGCCCAGCAUGGAGGACAGGAGUAUAAGGAGGGCCUGCCCUCGUGGUUCAGCACCUGGAUUCACAUUCUUCUCAAACCCCAGUCUCCAUCCUGACCAUCGUGGCCUAUCUCUCUAAACAGCACAUGUCCCUUUCCAAUGGCUGUGAACAUGAACGUGAACAUGCCUCCCUCCGGCAAAGAGUCGUGGCCAACCUCUCCUCCCUACAUCGAAUUCCACGAUCCAUUUUCCGCCGCGUCGCUCGCCUACACAAAACCUCUUUGUCUGGACAUGGACACUGAACCCAGUCCCGGUAGACCUGAGCGCCCGGCCCUAGCGGUUCCCAUGACACCGUCAUCGCCGGGCUGGCCCAACCACGAACCAUAUGUUUCUCAGGGCCAGGGGCUUCCGCGCACAGGCGCGGAAGAUACUCCCGAGCCGCCGGCCGACUUCACGUCGGACCUCCUUGAUUCCUGGUACCCGCGCUACCUGGGCUGCACACAAUUCUUCGUCGCGCACGCGCAACACACGCCAGCCGUGCAAUCACUGGCGGCAUUCCUCAAUAUUCGACUCCCGUGCCAGCAACCGGGGUCCACAGGAGCGCAUGUGUCAUUGCGGACGUAUAUCCGACGACUCAUUGUGACGGGGCACGACAGUCCGAGCGUAUUGGGGGCAUUCUUCGGGGAGGAUUGGGCGGGGGGAGUAGGGAGCAUGGUCAAGCAGGAACGGGUGAACUAUCUGUUUACGGCGAAAAGCGGCGGCUGGGCGUCGACGAAGGCGGCGUACGACAUUCUGCCGGACGAGCAGACACCGUUUUUGCGGCCGCUGCGGGCACCGGCGGAGGACGAACUACGCGAGGCGGAAUCCCGCUGGAGUGAGUGGUUGGCGAUGGAGGAUUGGAUGGUUGGACCUCGGAGUCCGUGGUGAUUGUGUAAUGAUAGUUAUGAUGAUGAAUUUCCUAUGUGAAUUUUCCUUUGUCAAGUUUAUUCCUUAUGUCGCAUAUCCCUGCUAACUAGUUAGUUAAUGUAUUAAAUACUUAGUAAUCAA